This is a messenger RNA of Prorocentrum cordatum, 774 nucleotides long. Lineage: Eukaryota; Dinophyceae; Prorocentrales; Prorocentraceae. The record is from the annotation of a GenBank genome assembly.
AGCUGGAGCGCGGAGCAGAUGGGCGGCUUCGAGCCAGGGGAGAUGCCCAGCGGCAGCGAGCAGGUCCACCAGGCGCUGUCGAGGGCCGCCGCGGCGCUGCGGACGGGGCACGAGGCCGCGCAAGACGAGUGCCCCUUCGGAUUCCUGUACCUGUGCACCACUCAGGUGCUCGCCGCCGCUGUGCGCCUGACGGGAUCGCUCGAGGGCUGGGCGCGCGCGGUGGACAAGAUGAUGGCGGAGCUGCCCUUCUUCAGCAUAUCGGCAUCGCAAUGGCCCACCUUCCAGAUGCUGGCCAUGCUGUCCUCGCAGACCAAGGGCGACGAGUCCGCUGCAACACUCGGCAGCUUCCAGGCCGACAUCCACAGGUGGGGUGGCACACACCCGUCCACCAAGCGCUUCCGGCAGUUCGGCGACCUCCGGCUGCUCGAGCCGGAGUUGUGCCCCCUGGGGCGCAACGUGCAGGGCUGGACGCUGGUCGACCAGUUCGCCUCGCUCUCCGCGGAGGCAGCGGGAACCGGCCGACGUCGAGUCCUGCUGUGCGUCGUGUUCGGCCAGCGCACAGCAUGUGCACGUUCGCGCGAGUGCGUGUGGGCGCGUCCAGCCGAGCUGCACCAUUCUGGGCAUAUCGUGGUCGGCGUGCUUGAAGACUGCGCCGGUUUUGGCCAGAUCCAGGGCUCGGGAGGAGCCCGAGGUCCUCGUGCUUCUCGCCGUCGCCUCCCAGAGCAGCGGCGACGUCGCCUCUCCCGCGCAUACACAGCUUCUCACGCACAGUAG